Nomia melanderi (Alkali bee) is the source of this 2686-nucleotide messenger RNA. NCBI's taxonomy places the organism in Eukaryota, Metazoa, Arthropoda, Insecta, Hymenoptera, Halictidae. The record is from RefSeq and is a predicted model, not a curated record.
UAUUACUUUUAAAUCUACGUCAAUUAUUAAAGAAUUCGAUUAUAGGUCAUUAGCCCUCUGAAGUUGCGUAGCGAGAAAUACCGCCACAUGCGUUCCGCUACUAAUAAACACAAUCGAAGAAGUCUGUUCUGAUCACAAUCUCCGAGGGGGGAUUUGAAAUUUUUCAAUUCCUUGGUGAUCAGUAACAACGUAUGUCGCGCACUGUUGGCACAAGCCGCGGCAAUUAGAUCAGUUUUUACGAUGGCCGUGCCUUCUUCUUUCGUUGUUGGUGACAUCGUGCAUUUAAACGUCGGAGGAACAAGGUUUUCAACGUCGAAACAAACGUUAACGUGGGUCCCAGAUUCAUUUUUUACCACAUUACUGAGCAACCGUUUCGCCAGCCAUAGAGAUGAAGAUGGAGCAUUGUUUAUAGAUAGAGAUCCAAAAUUAUUCUCUAUCAUAUUGAAUUAUUUGCGCACAAAAGACAUUGAUCUGAAAAGCGCGGAUCUUAGAACUUUGAGACACGAAGCUGAAUAUUAUGGUAUAAUACCAUUAGUUAAAAGAUUAAUGUUGUGCGAGGAUUUGACACAAUCUUCUUGUGGAGAUGUGUUAUUUUAUGGUUAUUUACCACCUCCAAGUAUACCGUUACAAGAACCCACUGCCACAUCGUCGAAUGUAGGGGAUGUGUCUGUUCAUGGUAGAGCUACUAAUGCAACCACAAACCCCAAAACAGAUGCACCAUCCACUUCUCAAAGUGCAACUCCGUCAAAUUCCAAUUCAACCCCAAACACUAAUGGUCAACAAAACCAUAAAGGUACUCUUGGGACACACGUAAGGAAUUCUUCGUUGGAUUACAAAAUCCAGCAAAGAGGCUUGCCAUAUUCGCGUGCAUCAUCUCUAGAUUUAAGGCACGUUAGAAAUAAUUCAGCCGACCUAAACAAAUUACACAAGAAUGACAUAAGUUUGGUGUUCGGACCCCAACAAGUUUCGUCUUGGGUUGACCCUUUAAGAGUUCAAAUAAUAAAAGCUCAUCACAAUUGGAUUGUGAUUGCUUAUGCGCAUUUUAUAACAUGUUACCAACUAAAGGAUUCAUCUGGAUGGCAGCAUGCAUUUACUAGUCCCCAUAUCGAGUCGGUAAUUGAAAGGGUUGCGAUAACUUCCAAAUUAAACACUAGUUUGGACGUCAAUAUGGUUGCCUUUUCCUAUGGAAAUCAAGUUACAUUAUGGAGUGUUUCUGCGAAUAGGAUUAACAUUAACAUUGGUACAUUUAACUUAAAUGUUCGUAUAGAAUACUUAUUUUUUAUCGCUAGUCAAUUGGUGGCCCUAUCUUCUACCGAUAAAAUUGGCGUGUGGCACGCUAUGACGCACCAUUGGCAAAUACAAGAUGUAGUACCUAUUUUGUCAUUCGACACCGCUGGUUCUUUUCUUCUUCUGGGAUGCAACAACGGAUCUAUAUAUUACAUUGACAUGGAAAAAUUCCCUUUGCGAAUGAAGGACAACGAUCUACUCGUAACCGAAUUGUACCGUGAUCCAAAUUAUGAUCCCAUUACAGCCAUAUCCGUUUAUUUAACGCCAAAGACAUCACAAGCUCUGUGUGGCAACUGGAUUGAAAUUGCGUACGGUACUAAGUCUGGCAGUGUGAAAGUCAUUGCGCAACAUCCUGAAACUGUAGGGCACGGACCACAAUUAUUCCAAACAUUUACGGUACAUCAGAGUAGCGUUACAAAAGUAACAUUGUCAGAGAAAUAUUUAGUGUCAGUUUGUUCUGAGUACAAUCACGUUAGAAGUUGGGCGGUAAAAAGAUUCCGUGGAAUGAUCUCCACUCAACCAGGAUCAACGCCUGAAGCAAGCUUUAAAAUUGUAUCUUUAGAAGCGAUCGAACCUUGUAUCAGUUACAGUGCUGGCAAUGAUUUUGGACCAUUUGGGGAGCAGGACGACGAGCAAGUGUUCGUCCAAAAAGUUGUACCUGAGACUGAUCAGUUGUUUGUGCGUUUAGCGUCGAACGGUAAAAGAGUGUGUGUAAUUAAGUCGGUAGACGGUAGCAUUAUUAGUUCGUUCUACGUACACGAAUGUGAAGGGUCUAGUCGUAUGGGCUCAAGGCCGCGACGUUUUAUAUUCACCGGCCACUCGAAUGGCACCAUACAAAUGUGGGAUCUCACGACAGCCUUAGAGCCGUCGUUCUCUUCCGCUCAAAAUGUUUCCGGCGGACCUACACCAGAGGAACUUUGGAAAUUAUUAGAUCAGUGCGACUUGAGCAACAGUUACUCCUCGACGCCAUGCAUCAGCCCAUGCCCCUCGGUUAUAUCCCAAUCGGGUCCUAGUUUAAAAACGAGCAAUGUAUUGUUUCUCAACCAAUCUCAGAACUUUGAGGCUACUCCGGGAACUAGCCAAACAUAAAGGUAGUAGCACGAACAAAAUAGUCUUACACUCUGUCUUUUUUUAUGUCAUUGGACGAACGUUGAUCUAAUCUUUAUUACUACCACUAGCAUCUGCAUUUAUUUAUUUAUUUAUUUAUUACGGGUUAUUUUCACGUACAAGUCUACGAUUAGAGUUCCUAGUAACCGAUUGUUUUUUAUAUAUCUGAACGUAACGAUUUUCGGGAAACAUUGUUUUAGAAGUGUAACAUGAAAGUGAUAUAAUUAACGAACUACGGAUGUAUUAAGUAUAAGAAUCGUAUAGUAAGGUAACCAUGAAUUGAUCGUUCUUU